GCCAACUUUGAACAUUGGGGGGAGGGGGAGGCGUUCACAGAUGGAUGUGGCAUGAGUGUUCGCCAUUUUUUUCCGAGGCCUGGAUGUCUGGGGCAGCAGAACCCUCUGCGGCGGAGCUUCCUCGAGCGAUUCCUGGAUCCCGGGGAGGUCAAGGCCUGCCUCGAGGGCGCCGGUGCGGCUGCUGGGGGCGCGCCAGCCGCUCCGCUGCCGGACGCGGGCGACUGGAGCGACGUGCCCGAGGCGUUCUGGCCGCUCUACGAGGCCGUCCUGAAGCGGCGCCACGGGGCGCCUUCGGACCACCCGGCGGAGGGCCCCUAGCGGCUCUGCCCGCCGCGGCCCGUGCCCCGCCGCCGCGCCGCCGCCGCGCCG
Messenger RNA from Prorocentrum cordatum, 369 nucleotides. The record is from the annotation of a GenBank genome assembly. NCBI's taxonomy places the organism in Eukaryota, Dinophyceae, Prorocentrales, Prorocentraceae.